Molecule: messenger RNA, 5023 nt
Organism: Trachymyrmex septentrionalis
Lineage: Eukaryota; Metazoa; Arthropoda; Insecta; Hymenoptera; Formicidae
Gene: nompA
Exons: 20
Coding region: 267-4775 (1502 amino acids)
Source: RefSeq, a predicted model, not a curated record
UUCGCGCCGCACGCGUGAUUUCGGCGUACGCUCGCACGCCUCUUUCUCGCGCGCGAUCCAUAAGAUCACUUUUGGGAUCGCGUUGGGAUAGCGCUGGCACAUCGCGAGAUCCGCAACGCUUCCCUUCGUCCUCCUUCACGGCAAUUGUAAUUACGCCAAAGGGAACGGAGAGCUCGCGACGAAGAACUAGGGAGAGCUGUCCCUCCUGGAGCUUAAUAGCGAUUGGCAUGAAUGCGACAUAGUAAUCCGUACAUUUCAAUAUCACGAUGCGGAAAGCUCACAGAUCAAUUAGUAUGCUGCCAUCCAUUUGGAUACUCAUCGUGUUAGAUCUAUUGGUCAAUGUUUUAGCGCAAACAACCUGCAACGGUGGUCUGGGUAGAGUGGUUUACGAGAGACUUCCGGACCAGCAGCUUCAGGGUUUUGACGACGAUGUGGUGCGAGACUCAGCGCCUCCGUUUAGGGUCUUGGAGAAGUGUCAAGAGCUCUGUCUGCGCGACAGAACGGCGACGAACAAUCUGGUCCGCGCAUGUACGAGCUUCGACUUUCAACCUGGCAGCAGAAUCGCGUCCUUCAGCGGCGCCGCCGAAUAUGAGGAGAGUACUUGCUAUUUAACGAGAGAACAGGCGCAGCCGGAGGGCAUCGGAAAUCUCAUGCUCGUACCAAAUAGCGUGCACUUCACCGAAGUGUGCCUAACGUCCGACAGAAUAGAGAGAGAAUGUCCAAAUCGUCGUUACGUGUUCGAGAGGCAUCCGAGAAAGAAGCUAAAGCUACCCUUAACAGACAUCAAAGAAGUCAGUGCCGCUAACAGAACCGACUGCGAGGACAGGUGCCUCAACGAAUUCAGUUUCGUCUGUCGAUCAGCAACAUAUGACACUGCCCUGAGAAGCUGUUCUCUCAGUCGUUUCACUAGGAGAACUCAUCCUGAAUUAUUGGAGGACGAUCCGAAUUCUGAUUAUUUGGAAAAUACUUGCCUUAACACCGAGAGACGAUGCGACGGUCUCAUAGUGUUCGUCAAAGAAGAAAACAAACGUUUACGCGGCCCAUUUGAAGUGGAUAUAUACACGAAUCUUACUUUGGAGGAAUGUCAGGCGCUAUGUCCUAGAGCAGAAAAAUAUUUCUGUCGCAGCGUCGAGUUUGACGAACAAACGCGGCAGUGCGUCAUAUCCGAAGAGGAUUCUGUUUCACAAAAGGACGACAUUGGAGUUAGCAGCAGCCCGAGUCAUCAUUUUUACGACUUGGUGUGCUUAGAUAAUCCGCGCGGCUCCGAAUACCCGGACAGCAGCUCAUCGUCGCAUCUCUUCUCCGACGGUCGUCGUCCAGAUACGGCUUUCCAGCGUUAUCGGAAUUCGCGUUUGAGUGGCGAGUUUCAUUCGGAGAUCACCGGACGUAGCCUCAGUGAGUGUCUGGACGAGUGCCUCCGGCAGACGAGCUUCCAAUGCCGUAGCGCCGUUUACUCUGAGCAUUAUCACACUUGCCGAUUAAGCCGAUUCAAUCAAAGGGAUGGUAACCGGAUUAUCUACGAUGCCGAUUAUGACUAUUACGAGAAUCUCAUGCAUCAAUAUCUAGACGGCGAUCGCGAUGGCCCUGGCUACAGACCGGAUCCCUUGGGACAGGACACAAACUUUGGACGACCCUCUUUAGGAAGACCCGGAUACCCGGACGAUUACGACAAGGGAUAUUCUACCAGCGUCAAACCGGAUCGUUAUCCAGAUCGCUAUCCAGAUCGUAUACCGGAUCGUUAUCCAGAUCGCUAUCCAGAUCGUGUACCGGAUCGUAUACCGGACCGUAUACCAGAUCGUUAUCCAGAUCGAUAUCCCGAUCGUUAUCCAGACCGUUAUCCAGCAGAUCGAUAUCCUGAUCGUCGUCCCUUAGACGAUAGAUAUCCGGAUAACAGAUAUCCUUUAGGUGAAUCCGAUAAUUAUCCUGAUCGCCAUCCUCUUGGUGAUCGAUAUCCCGACCGUUAUCCCGCAGGAGAUCGUUAUCCCACAGGAGAUCGUUAUCCCACAGGAGAUCGUUAUCCCACAGGAGAUCGUUAUCCCACAGGAGAUCGUUAUCCCACAGGAGAUCGUUAUCCCACAGGAGAUCGUUAUCCCACAGGAGAUCGUUAUCCCACAGGAGAUCGUUAUCCCACAGGAGAUCGUUAUCCCACAGGAGAUCGUUAUCCCACAGGAGAUCGUUAUCCCACAGGAGAUCGUUAUCCCACAGGAGAUCGUUAUCCCACAGGAGAUCGUUAUCCCACAGGAGAUCGUUAUCCUACAGGAGAUCGUUAUCCUGUAGGAGACCGCUAUCCUGAUCGUUAUCCAAUUAGCGAUCGAUAUCCCAAUACGGAUAGAUAUCCCAUGUCUGAUCGAUAUCCUGUUAGAGGAGGAGAUCGUCGUCCUAAUGGCGUCAAUAGAUAUCCCGACGCCGGAACUCUGGGGAGAUAUCCUCCAAGUGACCGAUAUCCCGUGAGUGAUCGAUAUCCCGCGAAUGAUCGAUACCCCGCGAGUGACCGAUAUCCCGCGAGUGACCGAUAUCCUACAGUAAUACACGGGGUUCGUGUGAUUCCAAGCCGAUAUCCUACUGACAUGAUCGAUCGAUAUCCCAAUACAAUAGACCGGUAUCCUUAUCCAGAAGACCCUGUGGACCGAUAUCCUAUGGGAUUAGGUGGUGAUAGAUCUCCUAUCGAUCGAUAUCCAGCUAGUGGAAGAUAUCCAGACAAGGAUCCUUAUGCUAGUCGCAGGUAUCCGCCGCCAGGAAUGUACCCGCCCGGAUUUGUCGACGACGUUCGUGGUCCUCAAAGUGGUCCCGAGCCAAGACCUCAUUAUGGCGGUGGGCCGUACGGUCCAACGCGUCCUCUAGGAGGAUACGGAGGAUACGACGACGGCGGUAUUGUUGGUGGCGGGUACAUAGGUGAAGGCGGAGUCUACAACUCUCGUCCAUUUGGAACUGCUGGUGGGCCCAUCGCAGGUAGGCCCAUCAUAGGCAGGCCCCCGUUAGUGUCUAGAUGCGAGGAGCAGGACAAUUUCAGGCAAGUUGGAUCUCGUACCAGAGUACGGAAGCCGUUCGUUCGACGGUACACCACUGCCUCGUCGUUGGCUCAGUGCGAGAGGGAAUGUGCCGAUGCUAGAGACUUCGUUUGCAGGUCCUUCAAUUACCGACCGUACACUGCGCCUUACGGGGCCGAGAGGGACAAUUGCGAGCUCAGCGAUCGGGACUCCAGGGACAUGGACAUGGGCAAUCCGGUUUAUUACGACACGGGUUCGGAUUACGAUUUUUACGAGAGGAACAAUGGUCGCCAGGGCGCGGACGGGGAAUGUCUGGAUGUGAGUCAAGUCUGCAGCGAGGACGGGAUGGAGUUUACUCUGAGGACGCCGGAGGGAUUCAUUGGGCGAAUUUACACGUACGGAUACUAUGACCGAUGCUUCUUCCGCGGGAACGGCAGGACCGUGAACAAACUCCGUAUCAGCGGACCUCAGGGAUAUCCCGAGUGUGGCACACAACGAUACGGCGAUACGAUGACAAACAUCGUGGUGGUGCAAUUUUCGGACUACGUGCAAACCGGGCGAGACAAACGAUUCAACCUAACAUGCAUGUUUCGAGGACCUGACGAAGCUGUCGUCACAUCCGGCUACAUCGGUGCCGGGUAUGCCAGAUCAGGGUCCCCCAUCCCUAUCGAAUAUCUCCCAGCGGAAAAUACUCUGAGCUCCAGAGUGCGUUUGCUGAUUCUCUAUCAGGGUAGACCUACGACAACCAUCGCCGUUGGCGACCCUCUCACUUUCAGACUCGAAGCUCAAGAUGGGUACAAUUACGUAACGGAUAUAUUUGCUACUAACGUUAUUGCAAGAGAUCCUUACUCUGGCAAAAGUGUUCAACUAAUAGACAGAUAUGGCUGUCCAGUGGACAACUACGUGUUUCCGGGUUUGGACCGCCUCCGCGACGGCGACAGCCUCGAGGCCCGCUUCAACGCCUUCAAAAUACCCGAAUCAAAUUUCCUGGUGUUCGAAGCGAAUGUACGAACGUGCCGCGAUGGCUGUCAGCCAGCGUAUUGUGGUGGUACCGGUAGAAGCGAACCGUCCUUCGGCAGACGGCGAAGGGACGUAAAUAACGAUACAGUGACGGACGAGGACGAGGCAUCGCCGAUAAUAGUAACGAAUGAUGACUUUAACAAUGCGUCAACAACAAUUUUCAAUGCGACCAACGCUGCGAACGAUGAGCUGGACAACGAAGAGGAGGAAGAGCACGUCAGAGAAAUGAUAGAGGUUCUCGACUCAAGAAUGAACAUUGAAGAAGAUAGUAUCGUCGAGAAGCAAACUAAAGCUAGCAAACUACUCUUGGAAAAUAUUUGUAUAACGCAAAACGAAUACUACGGCUUGGUUACCGCAGUGGGCAUCCUCGUGGUGCUCUUGGCCUCCGUUGUUCUCUUGUCCAUGCUUGUUUACAGAAAAUACGUUUAUUCCGUGAUUAUGAAAAAUCGUAGACUCGACAAAACCUGCAGUCGCAGCAACCAUUCCGAUGAGCCUUACAGCAGUCGAAUCAACAACUUUUCUUUUAUGAGGACAGGUCUUCAGAAACCGUUCCAGGCGUCAUCGAUCUCGAGAUCAAUGAGCAAUGCUAUCAGCCAACGUCUUGCCUCGUCGUCCACCGCUUUGGAGGGUGCUGUGGGAUUAUCCACCGGUCGACGUGGCGGUUUCGAUCCGAGCGAACCGAUCUAUACCGAUCCUUCGCUUUUUGAGGUCACCCAUUGCUCGAACACCUCGAAAUCGACUCUCGGCGACAACUUUCAUCUUAUGUAGAAGAAAUACGUGAGAAGAUCGGUCCUGAAAUUACACAACGCGAACGAUCCCUGCUUUAUUUAUUUACUUUAAUAAGAGUAUACGAAACCGACUAACGACAAUUAAUCCGUGACAAAUCAGCAUUCACGAUCUAUUCUGUCACUAGUCAAUAAUUCACUGCCAAUCCCCCAUAAAGACUCUGCUAACUAAAGACUCUGUCAAGCAUUUAUUAUUUUAUAUAUUGUUUAUACAUAAUAUUAUUACUAAUA